CACACGUCCCCAAUCAAAUCUAAAAUUCAACCUCACAAUUCAGAUUUCCCUCACCUUCUUGCUAUUCUUCUUUUUCUGAUCUUUGAAUGGAACGCAAAAGUACAGAGCCACCAAGAUCGACCAAAAAAGCAGAGAAAACAACUCAUACAAUUAAUGUCUCCACCUCUUCCUCCAAUUAGAAACCCUAAUAAUCCCAAAAUUCAACUUCUUAAUUUUCAUCAAAAACCCAAUUCUUCGUUACCCGAUCUUCUCUUCACUGCUCUUUCUAUUCUCUUCCUUUUCUCUUCUUCUUCUGCACCAUCUUCAUUAAAACCUCUAUCUCUAUCCAUCAAUACCUUAAAUUUCAAUUUCCCUCGAAACCCACGUCGAGUUUUCCUAAAAAAUUCAAUCAUGUCCCAACCAAAACCAGACCCUUCCUCCUUUUCAUCUCCGAACUCUCUUUCUAAUUGGCUCAAAUCACGUUUACCAUCUGAUUCGUUUGCUUCUUGGGGUAUUAAACCUGGUACUAAGAACGUUCAUAAUCUUUGGCUUGAGAUUUCUGAAGGUGAAACUUCCUUACUUGAUUCAAUUCCUCCUGUUAGAACUGUUAAUGUUGUUUCAGUAAGAAUUAUUGAUGAAAAUGGUAGAAUUUUGCUUGAAUCGAAACAAGAAUUAUCUGAUGGGACUCACCGUGAAAGGAAUAGACCUUUAUCUGAAAAAAUGAAGCCCGAUGAGAGUGUUGAAGAAGCUGUUUUAAGAGCUAUAAGCGAAGAACUUGGUUCAAUAAUUGAUAAUGAUGUUAGUAGUAUUGUAAAGAUUAACACUGGUUCGUAUAAGAAGAAAGUUGAAGAAAGGGUGUCACUCUCAUAUCCGGGUUUACCUGCUUGUUAUGUUUUACAUACAGUUGAUGCUUUUGUUCAAGGAUUACCAACUGAGGAUUUUUGUACUGAAGAAGAAGAAUACAGUGAAUGUAGUGAACUUGGUGCUGCAGACAAGGCAGUCCAUGUUAAAAAGCAUUUUUGGAAAUGGGUUGAGUCAGAUUCUUUCUGAAUUAUUGAUUUAAGGUGAUGAACUUUUAGAUUCUUUAGUAUACAUAGUCUGUUUUUCAGUGGUGUGGUUAUCUUUUUACACUAUUAAAUGUUUGUUUCUUUUUUGUUGAAUCGUUUUGAUUUCGUUGAGUUGUAUUAUAACUGACAUAGAUUUCAGAACUUAAUAUGCCUUGGGUGAUGUAUUGUUGUAUGUACUUGCUGUUUCAUUGUAUUCUUUCUUAUUAUAGAUCCUAGAAUUUUAUCUCUUGAA
Messenger RNA from Papaver somniferum (opium poppy), 1278 nucleotides. RefSeq lists its product as uncharacterized. The record is from RefSeq and is a predicted model, not a curated record. Bases 154 to 1029 code for a protein of 291 amino acids. The transcript has a single exon. Lineage: Eukaryota; Viridiplantae; Streptophyta; Magnoliopsida; Ranunculales; Papaveraceae.